Molecule: messenger RNA, 1798 nt
Organism: Prunus persica (peach)
Lineage: Eukaryota; Viridiplantae; Streptophyta; Magnoliopsida; Rosales; Rosaceae
Exons: 1
Coding region: 77-1684 (535 amino acids)
Molecular function (GO): protein binding
Source: RefSeq, a predicted model, not a curated record
GUUACAUAACGUCAAAUUCAAAAACUACAGAGAAAGCCUCCUCGCUUACCCAAAUUAGUCAUCAUAGUCAGAAGAAAUGAGAGAAACCCAACAAGAUCAGCUAGUAAUGGCAGAAGAGCAAAUGCAGCAGCUCAGAUCCAAAGCCACAGAGCUCCUUCUCAGAGAAGAAUGGAAGGAGGCCGUAAAAGCAUAUUCUCACUUCAUCAGCCUCUGCCAAGACCAGGUCUCAAAGACCCCUGAAGACCCAGAACAUCUCCUCAAGCUCUAUAAAUCCCUCUGCUUAGCCCUCUCGAACCGAGCCGAAGCACGAUCCAGACUCCGGGAUUUUGCAGAGGCCUUGAGGGAUUGCGAUCAGGCAUUGAAAAUUGAGAGUACCCAUUUCAAGACUCUUCUCUGUAAAGGUAAAAUUUUGCUGAAUCUGAGCAGGUAUUCAAUGGCAUUGGAAUGCUUCAAAACAGCUCAGCUUGAUCCUCAGGCUAAUGGGAGCUCUGUUAGCCUCAAUGGGUACUUGCAGAAAUGCAAGAAGCUCGAGUUGAUGUCGAGAACUGGAGCUUUUGAUCUCUCUGAAUGGGUGGUUAACGGGUUUCGCGGAAAGCCUUUGGAGCCUGCUGAGUACAUUGGAGCAGUGCAGAUAAAGAAAUCUGAGAUUAGAGGGCGAGGCCUGUUUGCAACAAAGAACAUUGAUGCUGGAACUUUGGUGUUGGUCACCAAAGCAGUUGCCACAGAGAGGGGUAUUUUGCCGGAUCAAAAUCUGGAUGAGAAUGCUCAAUUGGUCAUGUGGAAGAACUUCACUGAAAAAGUUAUGGAUUCGGCGGCUAAAUGUUCAAGAACCCGGGAUUUGAUCAGUACAUUGUCAAGUGGUGAAGAUGAGGAUGAGCUUGUGGUCCCUGAGAUCAAUAUGUUUAAGCCUGAGUCAGAGCAUAUUGGUGGCUACCCAAAUGAGAAGCUUGAUGUGAACAGGAUUCUAAGCAUCUUGGAUGUCAAUUCUCUUGUUGAGGAUGCAAUCUCUUCUAAGGUUUUGGGGAAGAACAGUGACUAUUAUGGUGUCGGGCUAUGGGUACUGGCUGCAUUCAUCAACCAUUCAUGUGUUCCCAAUGCAAGGCGUUUGCAUGUUGGAGAUUAUCUAAUAGUUCAUGCUUCCAGAGAUAUCAAGGCUGGGGAGGAGAUAACAUUUGCAUAUUUUGAUGUGCUUUCUCCAUUGGACAAGCGCAAUGAAAUGUGCAAGACAUGGGGGUUCAGGUGUGAUUGUAAGAGAUGCAAGUUUGAGGAGGAUUUGUAUUCAAGGCAAGACAUAAGAGAGAUUGAGAUGGGUCUCGAAAGAGGGAUAGAUGCUGGUGCUGCAGUUUAUAGGCUGGAGGAAGGCAUGAGAAGAUGGACGGUGAGGGAAAGGGAGAAAGGGUACUUGAGAGCGUCAUUUUGGGAUGCAUGCUCUCAGGCUUAUAGCCCAGAGAAGUCGGCAAAGGGGUGGGGAAGACGGAUACCACCGAUGGAUUCGGUGGUCGAUAGCAUUGCGGAAGCAGUGGGAAGUGAUGAGAGGGUGUUGAAGAUGGUGGUGGAGAAGUUAAAGAAAGGUAGUGGGGGAGUUGUGGAAAUGGAGAGAGCUUUGAAGCUGGGAAGAGGGGUGUAUGGGAAAGUAGUGAAAAAGCAAGCAAUGAAAACUCUUCUUGGUCUUGGCGUUCUUUAAACCAAGCUAUUAACUAAUAGCUAAAAUUUUCAAUUUUUAUUAUAUUCCCUUGUAGUGGCCAAUAAUCAGUUAACCUACUGGGCUAAAGAACUGAUUUGCUGAUUUUUUGUUUAA